UUGUGCGCGUCUUCACGGUCGUGUGUGUCGUCCCUUGAGUCCGUCGCGUAACUGAUUCCACACAGUAACCAUGGCAGAGAAUACAGUUGUGAUAGACACCAAGUUGGGGCAGUUGAGAGGACAUACCAGGCAGUCUGUCCUCACUCUGAAGAAAUAUUAUGCGUUUCAAGGCAUCCCUUUUGGUAAACCGCCACUGGGAGAUCUCAGAUUCCAGGCACCGCAGCCUUUUGGUGGCUGGGAAGGAGUCAGAGAUGCUUUGGAAGAUGGCCCUAAGUCUAAUCAGAACAUCAUGUUCCCAAAACCGGGAACUGACCAUACCAAACUUUGGGAGGGUGACGAAGAUUGUCUUUAUCUUAAUAUUUACAUGAACGAGCUUCCAGGUACCAGCAAAUCCAAGAAGCCUGUGAUGUUCUCUAUCCAUGGUGGAGGUUUCAAUGGAGGCUCAGGUGGUUUGAGUAUGUCUGGCCCUGAUAUCUUAUUGUAUGAAGAUGUCAUUAUUGUAUCACCUAACUACAGACUUGGUGCGUUUGGCUUUCUAUCUCUGGAGAAUGAGGAACUACCAGGAAACGCUGGCCUCAAGGAUCAAACCCUUGCCUUGAAAUGGGUCCAUGACAACAUUGACAGUUUUGGUGGUGACCCAAACAACGUCACUAUCUUUGGUAUCAGUGCUGGGGGUGCUUCUGUGGCCUACCAUCUGAUCUCCCCUUCGUCCAGAGGCUUAUUUCAUAAAGCUAUCAUUCAGAGUGGAUUUUCCCUUAACCCUUGGACUCUUCAGGAAAAUCCACGUUCUCAUGCGCUAAAGGUAUCAAAGAAACUGGGAUGUAAAUCUGAAGACCCUAAGGAAGUACUUCGUACCCUCCAAUCUGCAUCUGCUGACGACAUCAUGGUAGCUGCGAGAGAGCUGCCUACGAAUAUGGAUUUGGUAACGAGAUUUAGCUUGGUGUUUGGACCCAGUGUGGAACCAGCAGGACCUGACGCUUUUCUGACCGACAGCCCUGAAAAUGUUAUGGAGAAAGGCGACUUUGCCAAAGUUCCUGUCAUUCUGGGCUGCUGUGUCAAAGAGGGAUCCUUGUAUGGUUUCAUUGAACUGAAUGAAGGAAAGUUUGCAUUCAUAAAUGAAAACCCGAGUGCAAUAGUCCCAUCGUUUUUAGGACUCAAGCCAGGAAGUGUGGAGGAAAAAACAAGCAAGGAAAGAAAUUUGUGACUAUUACUUAAAAGGGAAACCUGUCUCUUGGGACAACAUUUAUGAUUACCUGUGUUGUUUAGGAGACUGGGGGUUUCACCUGGGGAUGGAACAGACCAGAAAAUAUUUGUUGGAGAAGUCUCCAGCACCUGUCUACAGUUACCUGUUUACUAAUCACUCCAAAUGUCUGUGUGAUUUCAUGAAACUCAUGUAUAA
Molecule: messenger RNA, 1399 nt
Organism: Homalodisca vitripennis (glassy-winged sharpshooter)
Lineage: Eukaryota; Metazoa; Arthropoda; Insecta; Hemiptera; Cicadellidae
Product: venom carboxylesterase-6-like
Exons: 9
Coding region: 71-1204 (377 amino acids)
Source: RefSeq, a predicted model, not a curated record